CAAGCGAUGCCGCUGCUGGUCAAUGGGGAGAGGAUCGAUGUGUCCCAGCCCACGGGGGAGCUGAUCGACCCCUACCCGGAGCUGGAGGAGCAAGCCAAGCGGGUCAGAAGCCAGCCUGCUCAAACAGUGGGCCCCAAAGGACUCCUCUACGUCCAGCAACGAGAGUUCGCGGCGACCACUCCUAAAGAUGGUUCCAUUUCUAUUCUUGGGUCGGAUGAUGCAACCACCUGCCACUUAGUGGUACUUCGACACACAGGUAGUGGGGCCAUCUGUCUCACUCACUGUGACGGAUCGGAUACAGAAACCGAAGUUUUGUUGAUGACGAAUGCAGUAAAAGUGCUUUCUCCAAACAUAGAAUGUGGAAGGUUGGAAGUACACCUGGUUGGAGGUUUCAGUGAUGACAGGCACUUAUCCCAGCAAAUUACUAGUCAACUCCUUAGAGCCUUUGACCGCUUGCAGGAGAGCAUCCAUUUAGUGACUUUCUGUGUGACAGAGUUGAAUGACCGGCAGGAAAAUGGCAACCACUUUCCAGUUGUUUAUGGAAUCGCUGCAAACGUUAAAACCGGCGAGAUUUUCCACGCGACAUUUCCGGACAGGGGACCCGAUGAGGAUUUGCGGGCUGCCAGCACCUUCACAGGAGCAAAGAUGGUUAACAUUUAUGACUCGAGAAAGGAGCAACUUUGUAUUGGGCCGUACUUCUGGAUGCCUUUCCGCCAAGUGGAUUUCUGGCUGGAGCAGGAUGAUCAGUACAUAUUGCAGAAUUUCUCCACGUCGCCUCGUGCUGAACCGCCUCAUUUUGUUUCCCAUAUCAGAGCUACCUUGAUGUAUUUAAAAGAGCACCCCUUCCCCGAUAAGGCCCUGUUCCCUAGCAGGAAACCACGGCUGUACAAGAAAAACGCCGAUGGCCUAUGGGAGAAGGCUUCUUCUGACCAGAUCUGACCGGAAGAGGAGAAACCGAGAGAACUCAAGAGUGUGGAUGUGCUAAAGAAGGAGCGGCCUUCUGGGCGGCAGAGGCUGGGCUUUGACUUUAUAACCGGCUUUUUCAAGCAAACGACGUUAAUAACAGAAGUGUCCUUGUUUGCAUGGCGUCACACCCUCAAAAACUGCUCAAACAAGUGAAUACAGAAUAGGUAAGGUUUAUGAAUUUUCCUGAGUGAAAUUUGAGGUUCUCCGUAGUCGAAGGUGCACCCCCUCCUUCCUGACGCUCCCCUCCUUUUCAGGCUUUGGGGUUUUGAUUUUUUGUGGCAAGCUGUUUGGGGUUUCACUCCAGGUUGACGAUGCUCCUGGCACAAAUGUCCAUUUGUGGGUCCUGGCGGGCUUACCUAGGACAGGCAGCAGUAGUCUCGCUUUCAUUUUAAGCUCUCAGAAUGCCCCCGUUGCAUUGCUUUGGAGCAUUGUGGGAUUUUUUUUUUUAAAUGGCAGCCCAACCCAGAUUAGAGUACCAGAAGAUGUUUAAAUGGUUUGUGUGAGAUAGGUGUUAAUAUUUCAGGGCGGCACGAACAGCGGGCUUCCGGGAGAUGCCCGAUCCUGGCACUAGCCCUGAGGCGGUUACUGGACCAAGGGUCAAACAUGACACGCAAGUAGCAGGUCUGCUUUUUUAAGCUCCCACCCCCACCCCUUCAGAGCUCCAUGCUCCUGCAAGGAGAAAAAAUAGUUUCAACUAGCAGAUGAAGGGUAGACGGUUUGGGGUGUGUGCAUUUGCUUGGCUUGCCUGCCUACGUCAGGCCCCCUCGACAAGUGUCCAAAAGAAGCAUGGGGGACAAAAAAUAGAAAAAGAAAAUGCUGGUUUGCAAGCUAAUUUUGACCCUUUUGGCACUCUGUAGCAGCUCCGGAUGCCAUUUUGUUUUUAAUGCUUUUUUUGUCCUCUGAAUUUAAGGGGGGUGGCAGAGGCCUCGCUGGGGGGUGGGGGGGCACACGUCACCCACCCCUGCUGUACACCAUACUUAACCCAUUUCUGAGGACUUUUGUAUUUCUCUUCAGUGAAAUGGGCAGCUUUGUUUGUGCGAAGGGAUGCAUGCACCAACCUGGCCCUUCUAUUGUAGGAAACCACUUCUCACUUUCUUGAGUAUUACCUUAAUCUUAAUUUUAGUCAAGGCUUAUGAAACAAUAUGGUACAAGUCCCCCAGGAAGUAAGUUUUUUUAAAGCAGAAGCGUCAGUGCAGCAAAUGGGUGCUACGUAAGGGGACAUACACACACCUUGACUUUUUUAAAAAAAAUAUCAGCCACUAAUCAAGUAAAAACUAACCUUAAAAGCAUUUCAUUUUGCUAUGCUCGUGUGAUUUAAAAACUUAAGCUUAACUUUUCAUUUAAUGCUGUUUUGUCGGUGUUGGAUUCUAUGAUUUGCUGAUGUACAAAUGAAAUAAUUAAAAGGAUGAUGGUAAAGGACAGUGAAUUAGGGAUCAUUGCCACCUCUUUCCCUGUAUGGAAGACAAGUUGACCACUGUGUCUUCCUGCUUAAUAAAUGUUGGACCAGUUUACUCGUUAAUUUACAUGUGUUACGAUUGUGGAGAUGGAAAGUGUGUGUGUGAGAACGCAACAGCGUGGAUAACUGAAGGAGUCUUGACUCCACAAUUAAAGAAUUUCCCCUUGGCCACUGUCACCUUGAUCUCUCUCCACACCAUGGUUGGCCUGUGUUUUUUUCUGACUAAUACACACAUACAUGCACUCACACACGCUUUUAUAUGCUGUAUAAAUUGGAUUUUUAUUUUUUGUUAGAUAUUAAGCCUAGGGUAGAUGUCCCAUAAGCAUAUCAGUUAUAGACUAAGAAUUAUCAUUA
This is a messenger RNA of Elgaria multicarinata webbii, 2776 nucleotides long. RefSeq names its product N-terminal asparagine amidase (gene NTAN1). The coding region runs from base 7 to 939 and encodes 310 amino acids. Gene Ontology annotation, molecular function: protein-N-terminal asparagine amidohydrolase activity. The record is from RefSeq and is a predicted model, not a curated record. Gene Ontology annotation, biological process: ubiquitin-dependent protein catabolic process. The transcript is spliced from 10 exons. Lineage: Eukaryota; Metazoa; Chordata; Lepidosauria; Squamata; Anguidae. Gene Ontology annotation, cellular component: nucleus.